Messenger RNA from Plutella xylostella (diamondback moth), 1007 nucleotides. Its product is annotated as sn-1-specific diacylglycerol lipase ABHD11. Gene Ontology annotation, cellular component: mitochondrion. The record is from RefSeq and is a predicted model, not a curated record. Lineage: Eukaryota; Metazoa; Arthropoda; Insecta; Lepidoptera; Plutellidae. Gene Ontology annotation, biological process: lipid metabolic process. Gene Ontology annotation, molecular function: carboxylic ester hydrolase activity.
UGUGACAGCUCUGAUUGAACAAAAUGAUAAUAAUAAUCCAACCUAUAAAUCCAAAUAUUUUUAUAACAUUUUACAACUGAGCAACACAACAAAACAAACCAAAAGCUAUGAUAAUACGGCAAGCCCGACCCGUCUUUAAUCGUGCAUCCCUCAACGCCAGACAGAACUCAAGAGGUUUAAUUCUCUCAUACAAAGUGAUCGGGGAGCGGGCGCAGGGGACCGAAGACCCGCCCAUCAUGAUAUUCCACGCGCUGCUGGGCCACAAGAAGACCUGGGAGCCGAUAGCCAAGACCUUCAACACGAUGACGUCACGAGCCGUGGUGGUGGUCGACCUCAGGAACCAUGGGGAAAGUCCGCAUACUAAUACGCAUAGAUACCCUGAUUUGUCUGAAGACAUCGCCAGACUGUGUGACAAGCUGGGCAUCCCGCAAGCCACCAUGGUUGGCCACGGCAUCGGAGGCAGGGCAGCCAUGUACCUGGCCCUCACUGAGCCAGAAAGGGUAAAAAGUCUGCUGGUGAUAGACGUAUCCCCAAUAUCGUCUCCUUCGCCGGAAUUGUAUCUCACGAUCAUUGAAGCCAUGAGGAAUUUUUCCUUGAAGCCCUACAAAAAUCCCCUGCAGGCCCAAGAUGCCUUCAAGAAGGAACUAAGACCUCUAAUACCAGAUGAAUACGUUCUAAACAUAGUUGUUUCUAACAUCGCUGUGAAAAAUUCGGUGUUAACUUGGACCUGCAACCUGGAAGUCCUGAAAAAGGAAUUUCAACACAUUAAAGUGUUCCCUAAAUUAAAGAACAAACAGUACUUUGGACCGACUCUUUUCCUUGGAGGACAACUAUCGGAUUUUCUACCGCCCGACGACCUGACCGGCAUCAGGGGGUACUUCCCGGCGGUGGUGGUGCGGUUCGUGCGGAAGACCUGCCACAACCCUCACCUGGAGGACCCCAAGGGGUUCUUCGAGGCGUCAAUCAAGUUUCUGAAGCUCAACAAUAAACAUCAUCAAGUUUCGUAG